AUGCUGCUGCGCACAAGAGACGCGCUCGUCGGCGGGCUUCUCCUCGGAGAGCACUGCUAUGCGCGCGCCGCCCCGCCAACCGCGGCUGGCCAUGCUCACAGCAGCCGCACUGGCAUUGCAGCCGCUGGCCCCCGCAAACUCACGGGCAGGUUCCUACAUAUCACGGACUUCCACCCCGACCCCUUCUACAAGACGUAUUCCAGCACCACCGCCGCCGCCGCAUGCCAUCGCAAGCGCGGCCCGGCUGGCAUCUACGGCGCAGAGACGACGGGAUGCGACUCGCCCUAUGCCCUCGUCAACCAGACGUUCCAGUGGAUACACGACCACGUCAAGGAUGAGGUCGACUUUGUCGUCUGGACCGGCGACUCGGCCCGCCACGACAACGACGAGGAGAUACCGCGGACGCACCAGCAGAUUAUCGACCAGAACGAAUUUAUGGUCUCCAAGUUUGUCGAGGUCUUUGGCCAGACCAGCCCUGGCCAUGGGACGGGUGACUUUGUGGUACCCAUUGUGCCCACUUUUGGCAACAACGACAUUAUGCCUCACAACAUCUUCACCAGCGGGCCAAACACGUGGACCAUGAGCUACCUCGACAUCUGGCGCAAGUUUAUCCCCGAAGCGCAAAGACACCAGUUCCAGCAGGGCGGCUGGUUCUCCGUCGAGGUCAUUCCGGGGAAACUGGCUGCUAUAAGCCUCAACACCAUAUAUUUUUUCACGUCAAAUUCGGCUGUUGACGGCUGCGCGAAAAAGCACGAACCCGGCUACGAACACAUGGAAUGGCUGCGCAUCCAGCUCCAGAUUCUACGAGACCGCGGCAUGAAAGCCAUCCUCCUGGGCCACGUACCCCCCGCUCGCGUCGAUAGCAAGGAGAGCUGGGAUGAGACGUGCUGGCAAAAGUAUACGCUUUUUGUGCGGCAGUUUAGAGAUGUCAUUGUUGGCACUCUCUACGGACACAUGAACAUUGAUCAUUUCAUGCUGCAGGAUUUCGAACAUAUUGCAAAGGAUACCGAGGAUGGCAGGAUGGGUGCCAUGUGGAACUCAGCUGGUCUGGGCAACGAGACGAAGCUGCUUGUGGAUGGCGAGGUCACGGUCGCGUCUGCGUCGGACUAUCUGCUGGAUUUGCGCAAGGUUUGGGCACGACUGCCUACACGGCCGGCGAACCCAAACAAGUCUACACAAGAAUUGGAAGAGGAAGAGUCAGCAUGGGAGUGGCUUGUGUCAAAGGUCUUUAAGCCAUCAAAAGACAAGGAGCAGAAGAAGAAAUACCUCGCAGAGAUUGGAGGCAAAUACGCCGAGCGCUUUGCAGUAUCGCAUGUCUCCCCGAGCGUAGUACCAAACUACUUUCCCACGCUCCGCAUCAUCGAGUACAACAUUACCGGAUUGGAACAUCUGAGUGUUUCCUCGAGCCCCAGCAGCCCGUCAGGGGACGAUAAUUUCGCCGACCAGCCAUUAUCUGAUGACUCGAUUGAUGAGGAUUCAGAGGAUGUGGAUGCUACCAAGAAGAAGAAGGGCAAAAAGGGGUCACGAAAGUACAAGUUCAAGGUUCCAGAAGGCCCUUCCAAGUCAGCACCUCCUGGCCCCGCCUACUCACCUCAGCCACUUACAUGGACACGCUUCGUUCAGUACUACGCAAACCUUACCCGUAUCAACAAUGACUUUGUCGAAUCUGCGGCGGACCAUCAAAUAAUCUCUACAAAUGACAUGUCCGUCACCACCAUCUUUGGAUUCGCCGUCAGUCCAGACGGACGGAUAGAAAACAAGAAAUGGAACGAGGGAAAGCACAAAAAACACCAAGGCAAACAACCCCGGCCCGAACCGCAUCCAAACGAGUUUGUCUUUGAGGUGGAAUACGACACGAAGAAAGACAAGGGCUUCAGCGAUCUGACCGUACGCCGCUGGGUCGAGUACGCGCGCAAGAUUGGCUCCGCCGAGCCCAAAGCAGUCACAAAAGCACAAGAUGUUGAAGACGACUUCACUACCGACGACGAGUACAUUGACGCCCAAGGCAAAAAACACAAGCACAAAAAGGGGAAAAAGGGAAAACACCACAAAAUGUCAAAGCAAUGGUUCACCUUUGUCAAGCGCGCCUUUGUAGGAACCCUGGAUUCUGAAGAAAUCAAAUCGCUAUUCGGUGGCUCGACAUCUACCACUGCACAACAACAACAACAAGAAGAGUCGCUGGAAGAUGCUCCGGAGCAGGAAACGAUUGAACUGUAGAGUCAUGCAUGCAAAAUUCAGGUUGUAUGU
Molecule: messenger RNA, 2247 nt
Organism: Exserohilum turcica Et28A
Lineage: Eukaryota; Fungi; Ascomycota; Dothideomycetes; Pleosporales; Pleosporaceae
Exons: 3
Coding region: 1-2217 (738 amino acids)
Biological process (GO): polyphosphate catabolic process
Cellular component (GO): fungal-type vacuole; membrane
Molecular function (GO): exopolyphosphatase activity; endopolyphosphatase activity
Source: RefSeq, a predicted model, not a curated record